CUUUGGGUCUGCCCAUCACUGACGCCCAGAUUCAGGAGAUGGAGAGCCACGAGCUGGACAUCGACUUUGCCAUGGCGGCCGAGGAGGAGCGUAAACUCAGGCAUGACGUCAUGGCUCACGUCCACACCUUCGCACACUGCUGCCCCACUGCCGCUCCCAUCAUCCACCUCGGUGCCACAUCCUGCUACGUGGGAGACAAUACUGAUCUGAUUAUGCUGCGUGAUGGAUUUGACAUUGUCUUGCCUAAGCUGGCCAGAGUCAUUGACAGACUGGCAAACUUUGCAGAAAAGUACGCUGACCUCCCCACGCUCGGCUUCACGCACUACCAGCCCGCCCAGUUGACCACGGUGGGAAAGCGGGCGUGUCUGUGGCUGCAGGACUUGACCAUGGACAUGAGGAACCUGCAGCGAGCCCGCGAUGACCUGCGUUUCCGGGGGGUCAAGGGGACCACCGGCACUCAGGCCAGCUUCCUGCAGCUCUUCCAGGGGGACCAUGACAAGGUGGAAGAGCUUGACAGAUUGGUGACAGAGAUGGCGGGCUUCAAAAAAGCGUACCUGGUGACUGGACAGACAUACAGCCGUAAGGUGGACAUUGACUGUCUGUCCAGCUUGGCCAGUAUGGGAGCCACUGUUCACAAGAUCUGUACAGACAUCCGCCUGCUCGCCAACCUGAAGGAGAUUGAGGAGCCUUUUGAGAAAGAGCAGAUUGGUUCCAGUGCCAUGCCUUACAAGAGGAACCCCAUGCGUGCAGAGCGUUGCUGCAGCCUGGCCCGACACCUGGUGGCGCUGAUGGCCGACCCGCUGCAGACGGCGUCGGUCCAGUGGCUGGAGAGGACGCUGGACGACAGCGCCAACAGGUAA
This is a messenger RNA of Plectropomus leopardus (leopard coralgrouper), 860 nucleotides long. The record is from RefSeq and is a predicted model, not a curated record. NCBI's taxonomy places the organism in Eukaryota, Metazoa, Chordata, Actinopteri, Perciformes, Serranidae.